AUGUCUGAGCAGGACUCUUCGUCCGGGUUUGCCAGCAGUGUAGAGAACGGCACCUUCCUCGAGCUGUUUCCUACUUCGCUAUCCACCUCUGUGGACCCAUCCGCGGGCCACCUGUCCAAUGUCUACAUCUACGUGUCCAUAUUCCUCAGCCUCUUAGCGUUUCUGCUUCUGCUGUUAAUCAUUGCCCUUCAGAGGCUCAAAAACAUCAUCUCCUCCAGCUCCUCCUACCCAGAGUAUCCAAGUGAUGCCGGAAGUUCUUUCACCAACUUGGAAGUCUGCAGCAUUUCCUCUCAAAGGUCCACUUUUUCAAAUCUCUCCUCCUGA
Molecule: messenger RNA, 324 nt
Organism: Ochotona curzoniae (black-lipped pika)
Lineage: Eukaryota; Metazoa; Chordata; Mammalia; Lagomorpha; Ochotonidae
Gene: SERTM1
Product: serine rich and transmembrane domain containing 1
Exons: 1
Coding region: 1-324 (107 amino acids)
Cellular component (GO): intracellular membrane-bounded organelle
Source: RefSeq, a predicted model, not a curated record